AUGGAUAUUGAUACCGUGUCUGCCGAAAGAUCAUUUCUUGAAUUUGUGCAUGAACAACCGAGAGAACCGGAGUGGAUUACGCGGAUAUUGCAUGGGAUUGAAGGUUGCGAAGAACCAGACAUUCAAGAAAUCAAGCAGGUUAGUAUGGACUACGCAGCUACGCAGCUGCGGGUCUGCCUGGAUAACUAAAAGGACGAGGUAUACAUGUACAUGUGUUUGUUUACGUUGAUCGUUUAAAAAUCGAGGAAUAUUACAUGUGUAUUACGCUUGUUUCGGCUCAAUGCUUAAAGAACGAAGUAUAGAGCAUUUUCACUCACGUAGCCAGCAUCUAUGCAAAUCGUUAUUGCAACAAAAAAAAUCGCUAGCAUAAGAAGAGAGUUCAACUCCCACAGGGCUGGUUUGGAACACCAACAUGGCUGCCGUUUCAUUGUUUCGGGACACCAGGCCUUCGUGACGUCAUGUGAAAACACUCUAUACCUCAACUACAUGCGUUUCUUUUUUUCCACAAGGGGCGAAGUGGGAUUAAAGAACUUGGAGCGUGACACCUUGUGAAUAAAUCUGAUUCGAAUUUCAAACCCUGACCCUAACCCCUAACCGUAGGAGACUACGUAGCCGUGUAGCCACGUAGCCACUGUUAUAGGGGCAUAACAGCUUCCAAGUGGCUGGGUAUUCUGCAGUAUUUAUAAAUACGAAGGCAAAUUUGCAGCUUUUUGUAAGAAAAAGUUUGCUGCCUUAAAAAUUCGGAUACGUACGUGUACUUGCAUACGUACAGUCUGUUUGAGGGGACGCUGAAACUUCACUUUCUAUACUACUUGUUUUGUUUUAUAUACUAUUUUGAAUGCUUCAAUACGUUUUCUUAUCGUAAAUCAUACAAAACCAUGUUUUAAAAAAUUAAUUCUAUUGAAAAGACAAAACAACCAAAUUAAAUAAGAGGCCUCGUCCACACGUACCCGGAUAUUUUUGAAAACUGAUUUUUUUUCGCUUUUAUAUCCACACGUAGAGUAUUCAAAUCGUUUUUGCCCUUUCACUCGAAAACACAAAAACGAUGCAAAUUCGAUUAAUAUCUCAAUUCAGCCCCCGAGCAAAAUUUUCACUCUGGGACCGUUUUUAAAAACUUGUGUUUGUGGUGCCCGAAAACUGAUCAAAACUCCGUUUACGCGUGGACGGAAGGAUUAACAGAUUUCAAAAAUAUCCUGAUACAUGUGGACAGGACCUUAUGCCCGGCCACACGUACCCGGAUAUUUCCGAAUCCGCAACAUUUUCCUCCCGGAUUUAAAAAUUUCCAGGUCUGAAAUCGAAUUCGCCCGUCCACACGUAUCCGACACGUUUCUGGAUUCACUCUAGCACCAAGGACUCACGUGGAAACAUUGGCAACGGAGCAUGCGUCGUAAAGCGGAGAUUUGCGUCUUGCUCUGCGAAGAGAGAACCUGGGAAAGAGGUUGCCAUCUUGAAUACAGUAUUCAACAUGUUCAAGAACUGGGCGCAGUUGUUCGAAGACCGAUUGGCGCUAACCCAGGGUUAAAUUUUAACCCGGGUUUCUUUUUCUUUUGUUCAAAAACAUUUUCCCGCAUAAUUUUCUCUCUUCUUUAUAGAGCAUCCAAUCUUCAAAUUGUAGGCAAAAAGAAUAAGACUUAAUUUGCUUCUCAAGCUUUCAUAUCUGAAAUCAAAUUUCGCACUAACCCUGGAUUAACCUAACCCUGCUUUGAACAACCCGGCCCGGGGCUCGAUUUUGUGACGUCACCGAAUUAAAAAAUAUCCGUAUUUAGCACGAUUCCGGAUUCAUAGCGUAUUCAAAAAUAUCCACUCUGGAGAGCGUUGAAGGGAGGAUUGAAAAAGUUGCGGUUUCGUAUUCUGUAUUCACCGGAUACGUGUGGACGGACGCCGUAUCCGGAAAGAAAAAAUCCUGAUUCAAAAAUUUCUGGAUGCAUGUAGAUGAGGCGUCAGUUUCAAAAGGUUUGUAUGAUAUUGUUUUAACAGAUAUUAGUACAUCUACGUCUUCAACUACGAGUUCUUUUUGAAAAGCAGAGGAAUUUGACAAACAAGCUGGAGAACUCCCAGGAGAAAGUAAAGAAUAGAGAGGAACAACUAUUGACGAAAGACCAAGAAAUUAUGAAAUUGCUGCAACAUUUUGCAACUCUUAAGCGAAAGAUCAACUUAGAAAGAGUUCGGUUUGGUCUUAUUCUAAAAGAAACCAAGCACGCUGCAGAAAAAAAGAUAAAUGAGCUGAAAAACGAAAUGAAAAGGGCAGAAGAAAAAUUUAACGACUGCAGGAGAAGAAUGAUGAAAGCCUAUUCUGAGAGCAGACGAGAAGAGAUGCAAACACGGCAACGUUUGGAAGAAAGUGUUAAAGAAACAUGCGCUGUAAAUGAUUCUUUUACAGCGGUUUACGACGACUAUCUUAGACUAGAGAGUUACUUGAAAGAUAUUGAGGAAGAGAUGAUGCCACUUCAGUCGCAAAUUUACGAGCUUUCCCAAGCCUUGAAUUUAAAGCCCACGGAAUUACUUUCCAAGCUUGAGCAACUGAAGAUAAUUUUGACAAGCGACGAAAACAUAAAAGAGCUGCUGAGAAAGACUCUUUUUAAGAUGAAAAACGAUGAAAUUUCUCCAAAGGAUUCUGAAACUGAGAGUUUUAAUAAUCCUCGCGCUGGUUCUUCCAGCAACGUAAAACAGGGUGACCUAUCGUGUCCUUUCAGUCAGAAGUUUCUGCUGGAACAGUUGAAUAAUCCGUGUCACAAGAAAACGGGAAAGAAAUACAAGGUAGAAAAAGAAAAAGUCGUACGCCCCAAGCUUGGCUUUAAGAUCCCCAAGUGGCCGCUGAGACAGGGAAGAAUAUUGCAAUGA
Molecule: messenger RNA, 2841 nt
Organism: Porites lobata
Lineage: Eukaryota; Metazoa; Cnidaria; Anthozoa; Scleractinia; Poritidae
Source: the annotation of a GenBank genome assembly